Molecule: messenger RNA, 1927 nt
Organism: Paramecium sonneborni
Lineage: Eukaryota; Ciliophora; Oligohymenophorea; Peniculida; Parameciidae
Source: the annotation of a GenBank genome assembly
GCAACAAUAAUACCAAGACAAUAUAUUUAUCUAUGAAAUAUUUCUUAUUACUAGCACUAGUACUGAUUGUCUUAUCAAAAUAAGAGAUUUAAGAAGUUGAUGGUGUCUUGUAACUUUCAAGAAGCAAUUUCUAAUAAGCUGUUGAUGAGAAUCCAAGAUUGAUAGUAAAAUUCUAUAUUGACACAUGCAGAUAUUGGUAUACAUAUUAAAAUAAUCUUAUAAAGUAAGAAGAUGAAACCAGUCUAUAUUAAAUUAGCAGAGAUGUUAAAAGAAUAUGGAUUUGUGUUAGGUGAAAUCAAUGCUCAUGAAAAUAAGGCUUUCACAGCAAAAAACAAUGUAAAAUCUUAUCCAACACUUAAACUUUACAAAAAUGGUGUUGUUUAAGAUUUUCCAAACUAAUCUGACUCAGUUGAUUUAUUGUUUGAAUUUGCUCUCUAAAAUGCUUAUGAUUAGUUUACUAAUUUAAAUACUUAGGAAGAAGUAUAUAAAAUAUUUAAUUAAUCUUAGAUUGAUCUAUUCUUAAAAAGAUGUAAUUUUGCAUUACUCAAAUAUGUUAAUAAUGAUGAUGAUUUAAAAUAAUUUAGUGAUGAAAAUAUUGGAGUUAAAUUUGGUAUUGUUGUAAAUCCAGAACUUUAACAAGCUCAUUCAUCAAAAUAUACAUUGUAUCAUAAAGAAUUGCCAUAACCAAUUAAUUAUGAUGGUGAUAUUGAUGGAUUAAAAGAAUGGAUAUUAACAAAUGGUUUUCCAAAAGUUUUUACAUUUACAGAGGAAGAAUUCCUUAAGGCUGAAAAAGAUAAGAUUAAUUUGAUAGGAGUGGCUGGUGUUAAAAACAGUCCUCUACAUGAAACUUUAAAGGCAUUAGCAGAAUUAUAUAAAAAUAAAAUUAGAUUCAUCCUUAUUAAUCCAAAUUUAGAAUUACCUAAUAAGAGAUUCUAAUAUUUAAUUAAAAAGAAAGCCAUAGCUAGUAAUGCUGUUUAUUAUUACAAUUAUAAGUAAUUUAACAUUUAAUAUUGUAUUUAGUACUAAAAAAACAUAUACAAAGGAAUUUUCAGAUGAAUCAUUAGAAACACAUUAAAAAAUAGUAGAGACUUUAAUUGAAGAAUCUAAUAAUGGAUAAGAACCUAUAAAAGCUGAUUCUGACAAAUAUUUCAAAGGAGAUGGAUAAGUUCAUGUCUUAAAUACUGAAAAUUUUAAAGAAUAAGUUUAUGACAAUCCAAACCAUGUAUUUGUUAAAUUUUAUGCUCCUUGGUGUGGUCAUUGCAAAAACUUAGCACCUAUUUAUGAAGAAUUAGCCUCAUAAUUAGAUAGACAAGAUAUUGUGAUUGCUGAAGUUGAUUUUACAGUUGAUAGAAUUGAAGGUAUUUAAAUUUAAGGAUAUCCAACUUUAAUAUUUUUUAAGAAUGAAGGAGGUUAAAAAAAAUAAAUAGAAUACGAAGGUGGAAGAUCAGUUGAAGGAAUGAAAGAUUUCUUAUUAAAAAAAUUAGAUAGUAAUUCUAAUAGUGAACCUCAAAUUAAAUUAACAGAAGAAUCUUUAUCAGUAAAUGAAUCUGAUAGAGUUGAAAUUCCUAACGAUGGACAAGUUAUUUAAUUGACAUUAGAGAAUUUUGAAUAGACUGUUUUAAAAAGUAAAUAAGAUGUAUUUGUCAAAUUUUAUGCUCCUUGGUGUGGACAUUGUAAAGCUAUGGCAGCAGAAUAUGUGAAAUUAGCCGAAUAAUAUAAAAAUAGCAAAAAUGUUUUAAUUGCUGAAUUAGAUGCUACUAUUCAUAAAAUACCAAUUGUUGAAGUUAAAGGAUUCCCUACUUUAAUACAUUUUAAGAAAGACUAGACUAGUGUAAAACAAAUAAAAUAUAGUGGUAAAAGAACAGCAGAAGCGAUAACAGAAUUUAUUGAAAGUAAUAUUAAUUCUGCUUAAAAAUAAGAUCUGUGA